CUACGUAUUAUUUGACUGCUUUAAUAGUGCGUGAUGGUUUUGUAAGAACACAAGUUCAGCUCAUAGAGUCGUUCCAAGGAAAUUAUAUUGUACAAAAGAAAAGAUAUAGGUAAAUCUUAUAAAUGUUAUUGUAUAUAUAUAGACAAUUUGUAGUGUUUUAUACAUUAGUUCAGUUCAGUUUUAGUUCAAAGGUUUAAAUUUAUGAACAGAGAAGGUGAAAAAGAUACAGGAUCCAUAUACACAUUCAUGUGUAUUAGGGAUAAUGUUAGUACGUGUUUGAUUCUAGUCUAGAAAACAAUUGAUCUAAUAUAUAUUAUAGUACGAAUAAAAAAACAGCUAUAGUUAUCAAAACAAAGUUUGAGAUCUAACUGUGGCUAUUUUGAUAUUUCAAAAUCAAUUAUUUAAAUGUGUUAUUGCUAACUUUAGCAUUCAUAUGAUUUGCACAUGAUCGGAAAACGUUGUGCAUAAUGUAGAGAUGGAUGUAUAUAAUUGUAAUAUUGUAAUAUUAUACUACUAUGUGUGUACAUGAGCGUGUAUAUACAACUUAAUUAAACAAUAUAUACACACUCAUAUUAGAUGCACACCAUGAAAAAAUUGUUACUUUUGAAAGCAAUUUGCGUCAUUAAGGGAAAAGUAUUACAGAAAUUGUUAUAUGUAACAUCAGAUUUUUAUUUAUGAAUUGUAAAACAAUUUCAAUAUUGACAUAAUAUAUUUUUAUUAUAUAUAAGUAUAGAAUAUAUAUAUACACGUAUAUAAGAAGUUCUUGACUUAAACAUAAGUCAAUGCUUAGACUUGAAAUUUGAGUCUUUGUUACUCGAAGAAUGUAUACUUGUUACAUUGUAUAUUCGUAAAGUUUUUCUUUAAUAUGUUAUUUCUAUAAAUAUAUAUAGAACACAACUCAUUAGGGAAGAAGGAAUGAAAUUGACAUGAUAUGAAUGUAAUUUUAUUAAGCCAUUGGCCUGUGUCAGGAAUUUAUUAAUACUAAUCAUCAGUAACUCAUAAAUUAUGUUUCAUAUAUAUUCGUAAUCGCGAAAUUUACUUUCGUACAUUAAAAGCAGCCGAUGAAAUAUUACAUAACAUAAAACUUUAAAGUAUUAUUUUAUAAUUAAUAACGACUUUAUGGAGUUCAAAGUAACGAGUAAAUGGAUAAUACCUAAUUAUAUUUCGUUGAAUUUUGACGAAGCAUUACGAAAAAUUAAAAGAAAUAUUCAAUAGUUAUAGUUAGCUAUAUUCAUAUAUUUCUUCAAUCACGAAGCUCUAUAACUAAAAUUAAAAUAAAAAGUCGAUUAAUGAAUAGUACUGUGUUGAUUUAGCGAUCUUAAAAAUAUAAUUAUUGUAAUUAUUUUACAGAUAUGUAUGUACGUACACGCAUGCGCGAUUCUGUACAUUAAGUUCGCAUAGAAUUCGCGCGCAUGAAAUGCGUACGCUUACGUUGUGAAAUGAAUUAUGUACAAUUUAUAUAUAUUGAGAAGGAAUUGAAUUUAUUAAGAAUUUUAUCACACCAAGAAAUGAAAGAAUAAAGAUGGUUUACUAACAUGUUGCAGUUCAAUAAUCUCAUUAAUUAAUACACAUCGAUAUUAAUAUUUGCACAUACUAGAUAUAUUUUUAUUAAAGACAUAUAUUUUUACAUCAUUUCCGUUUCUGCUAUACAUAUGAAUAUGAUAUGAUAUGCUUUCUACACCAUCGUCGUAGCAACAUGAAAUUGUACGCGCAGUCGUGGUUCGAAUGUACAAAGGAAUCUCACGUACAUAUAUGUAUAGUAAAAACACCGAUCUAUUAUUUCGCCUAUCAAAAACAAUUUAUUAUUGGCUUAUUUGUAAAUUAUUGUCAUUAAUGAAAUAAUUCGAACAAUUUAUUUAAAAUGGAACAAUCUUGUCUAAAUGCAAUUCUACGAACGAAUAGAAUGUGUUCAUAGUUUUGUGAUUUUGGAAUAUUGAUCGUGUAAUGAGGAAGAUUUGUGCUUCAAAUACAGUUUGACUUACAAAAAUAAGUUUUCGAAUAGAUCGUGAAAUACUAUAGAUGCAUAUUUUUUAAUAUGGAAAGGUCGAAUCAUUAUUUCUGAUAGAGAAAUUGCCUAUCAAGAAAGAACAUGAAUGAUUGGCACUGUUGAUCAUUCGAAGAUUUAGUUUUUGUUCCUUGAGAGUCGCUGUUUCUGCCUCAUCUUAGUGAAAUGUAUAAUUGGCAUGGCUUUGUGAUAGUGAAUAGUCAAUUAAUCGGAUAUUGGCUUAGGUCUUGAUAAAUAUAAUGUAAACAAGACACUUUUCUUUUAUUCAUGUCAUGGAGAAUAUACUUUUUUAAGCUUGGAUAUGGUAACUAUGAAUUCUGAACAAUCGGCAUGUCGCCGAAAACCAGGUGAAAAUAAUGACAUUGGAGGAACAGCUGAUCGAUAUAGAAGUAGAGAUAAUCAAAUAGAUCAAUGUAACAAUCAAAAUGGCCAAGCAGUUGACAAAUCUCCAAGUAGUCCCACAUAUCAUAUCACUGCCUCAUGUGCCGAAGAUACACCUAAUUAUCUUGUGUAUCAGAAAAUGGAAGAUAUCGUAGAAAAAAUGUCAGAUGAAGUUACAGGUGUUCCAGUGAAAACGGUAAAGAAUUUUAUGACAAAAACACCUUCUGUUUUUACUGGUACAGAUUUAAUAUCAUGGAUGAUGAAGGCCAUGGCUAUAGAUGAUCAAGAGGCACUUCAUGUGGCACAUCUUAUGGCAUCUCAUGGAUAUUUCUUCCCUAUUGAUGACCACUGCCUUACUGUAAAAAAUGAUAAUACUUUCUAUAGGUUUCAAACACCAUAUUUUUGGCCAUCAAAUUGUUGGGAACCAGAAAAUACUGAUUAUGCUGUCUAUUUAUGCAAAAGAACGAUGCAAAAUAAAACACGUUUAGAAUUAGCAGAUUAUGAGGCUGAAAAUUUAGCUAAGUUACAGAAAAUGUUUUCGAGGAAAUGGGAGUUCAUUUUUAUGCAAGCAGAAGCACAAAGCAAAGUCGAUAAAAAGCGAGAUAAAUUAGAAAGAAAGGUACUGGAUAGUCAGGAAAGAGCUUUCUGGGAUGUAUAUAGACCAAUGCCUGGAUGUGUUAAUACGACAGAAAUGGACAUUAAGAAAGCAUGCCGUACUUAUAAACCAAUUUCGAAGUUAAACAAACAUUUAGGUAUGACUAGUACCGACAUUCCUUCACAUUCAGGAUCGUUCUCGAUAUCAUCGAUAGAAUCGUUAAAUAAGGAGAUUGAAAUGUUGAAAUCUAGACUAGAUAGAUCGAAUAUAAAGGUCUCGAAAGUUUCAGAAGCUCUGAUUGCAUAUUUUGAGCAGUAUGUAGAGUAUGAUCCUUUUUUCAUACAACCUGAAUUCACAAAUCCAUGGAUAUCAGAUAAUCCUGAAAUGUGGGAGCAAGAAAAAUUAGCCAAAGAAAUAUCAACAAGAAGAGUAAAAAGAUGGGGUUUUAGUCUUCAAGAAUUGCUACAAGAUCCUAUUGGUAGAGAACAAUUUAUACGCUUUCUGGAUAAAGAGUUCAGUGGUGAAAAUCUAAAAUUUUGGGAAGCCGUGCAAGAAUUGAAAACAUUACCUCAAAAAGAAGUUCAAAAUAAAGUGAACGAAAUUUGGAAUGAGUAUUUGGGUCCAGAUGCUAGUUGUCCAAUUAACGUCGAUUGCCAGUCCUAUGAGCUAACAAAGAAGCAUUUACAAAAACCUGAUCGAUGGUGUUUCGACAUAACAGCGGCGCACGUUUAUCAUCUGAUGAAAAGCGAUAGUUACUCCAGGUAUCUUCGCUCGGAAAUGUAUAAGGAUUUUCUCAGUGGCUCGAAGAAAAAGACUUCGGUAAAAGGUAUUCGUUCUAUUGUAUCGUUCAGCGGGCGCAGAGACACAGCCACGUCGUAAUCACCAGCUUAAAAAUUUUUCAUAAAUGGUUUUGGGAAUCUUUCCAAGUCUCGUGUUAUGUUUUCGUAUUCAGAAUGAUUCGAAGAGGAGACAAUGCAGUUCAUUUUAUUACUAUCACGCUAAAAAAGAGUAAGUAUGCAAAAUACUUUAAAUCCGCAUCUAGCGCAAUUUUCCACUUGCUUCCAUACAAUUUUUUGUAGAAUAAUUGAGUCUCUUGGAAGCCAAACUGAUCAACUCCAUUUUUUGUCAAUUUUUUAAUUUUAUUAUCUAUGUAUACAAUUAAUAAAUGUUCAAUUCUAAGGACGUUUAAAGAACGGUGUUUGUAACAUCAUCUUCUACUUUUUAUUUUAUGGAAUUGAUCAGAAUGAUUCUUAAACAGCUCAGUGAUAAAUUAUACCAAGCCCUGAAAUAGGUUUUGUAAAUAAUUUAUUCCAAUAGACGUAUUAUUAGUACAAGCAAAAACUGUAUAACUGUAUAGAGCAAUUCUAUAAACAUUUAUUUAUUAAAUUACACGUCAUUAAUGAUAUUUAAUUAUUUAUAAUUAUUAUAAUAUAUUUUUCCCAAGUAUAGGUAGUCUAAAUUAAAGUAAACACUACAAUUGUAAAAUAAUAAUUCUACAUGGAAUUCUAAAGAGACUAUCAAGAAUUUCUUAAAUAUGAAAUUUUGAUAAGUUGAUAUUCCAUCGACAAAAAUGAAUUAUGUUCAGGUAUGCAUAUGUUUAAAAGAAAAGAAAAAAGCAUCUCAGAUUAUUAACUAUUACAACAGUCAGAAACUAAAAUGCAUGAUUAACAUAUAAUGAUUAAUAAUACAUUAGUAAUUAUUAUACAAUAAAAUUUUACUAAAGCACAUGUUCCACUAUACUCUUCCAUAUCUUACAAAAAUGAAAUGUUUGUCAAUACAAUAAGUAUUGUAUUAAGUAAAGUAAUUGAGAUCAAAUAUUAAAAAUAUAACUCCUACAUUUCUGAGUAACACAUAACUCUUGUAUGCCUUUGACAAUGUUUAAAAUCUACAGUAUUUGUUUAAGAUUAAUAAAGAAAGAAACAAUAGGAUACCACACACCUAUUUUCGUAUCAAUUAUAUUUUUCAUGAAUAGACAAAUACGCCUGUAGUGAAGAAAAUAUUAUACGAAAAGUUAUCAAGCAUUUGUAAUCUUGUAAUAUUUAUUAUAUUAAAACGUAUUGUAAGCCAGGUAUAUAUUAGAAGAACAAAAUGUAAUUAUAAAUAUAAGAUAGUAUAAAAAAGAACAGUGAUGUAUGAUCUUUUAUCUAGCAGUAAUUCAUUGACCCAAAAUUUAUAAAUUGUGUAAGAUUAUCUCCAAUUUUUUAACAUUAUUUAAAAUUAUCCGUAGUCUUUUUAUUUAUGAUGUACGUAAUUUAAAUUUAGUAUAGUGAUCGAUUGCUCCUGCGUGAUCGCAAUUAGAAGGUAUUUUAAGGUAGUUAGGGUAUUUUAAAGUAUUUUUUAAAGACUAUAAUAUUUGGUUGUUUUUAAUAGUAAAUUAAUUUCAAAAUAUAUACUAUUCGUUCUAUAAAAUUUUUUGUUGUUAAGUAUUUUUUCUUAAUGGAAUUAGAAAACUUUAAUUUUAUCUUUUUUAAUGAAAUUGAAUAACAGUUUAUAUUAUAUUUUCGGUAAAAUACAGUUUAUUUUGGAUCCUUACAAAGAUGUAAUUUACAUAAAAGGAAAUAUAAAAUGUCAUAUAAAAACAAAUAAAAAAGAAAUUUAGCAGAUAUCAAUGAUAUUCCUAAAUAUCAAUACUGAAAAGAAACAUCAGACAUGCUAAAAGGAACAUAAAUAUGAUUCAUGUAGGGAAUCACAAUGACUAUAUAAUAGCACCUGAAAUCAAAUACAUGUAAUUCUACUUGUAAUGUAAACCAAUAGUAAUUAAAAUUAUUUUCUAAUUAUUAAUAAACUUAAAAUAUCAUUUAAAUCAUAUAAUUACACAUUAUUAAAAAAAAAAAUAAUAAAAA
Molecule: messenger RNA, 5824 nt
Organism: Bombus huntii
Lineage: Eukaryota; Metazoa; Arthropoda; Insecta; Hymenoptera; Apidae
Gene: RSG7
Product: regulator of G-protein signaling 7
Exons: 14
Coding region: 2307-3860 (517 amino acids)
Biological process (GO): G protein-coupled receptor signaling pathway; intracellular signal transduction; regulation of G protein-coupled receptor signaling pathway
Source: RefSeq, a predicted model, not a curated record